UCGGAGAUAGGAUCACGCGAGAGCACCGGCUUCUCGCUCUUUGACUACCCUUAGGAGCUGUCAAACCCAGGGAAAAUAGCAGAAAGGCGUAUUGUGUUGCGAAGGCCUUGUUAUUAUUUUACCGAAGGGAAACCUAAACCCUGUACUUUCGCUUGCAAAUAGCCGUCGCCUUAAAAGCCGCACUUAACCGUCUUCUCUCUACUGGCGCUGCAGCCUCAGCAACAAUGGCGGAUCCCAAGUAUGCUAAUUUGCCAGGCAUUGCCUCCAACGAGCCCGAUGUGUACGAGACCAGUGACCUGCCGGAGGAUGACCAGGCCCAGUUUGAAUCGUUUGUGCAAGAGCUGGAGGAGCUGUGCAGUGACAGUGUGGAAAGGAUUGUGGUGAACCCCAAUGCUGCCUAUGAUAAGUUCAAGGACAAGAGGGUCAGCACUAAGGGCUUGGAUUUUUCGGAUCGUAUCAGCAAGACUCGUCGGAUUGGCUAUGAGUCUGGGGAGUAUGAAAUUCUGGGGGAGGGACGAGGGGUGAAGGAGACUCCCCAGCAGAAAUACCAGCGGCUGGUUAAUGAGAUCCAGGAACUGACUGAGGAGGUGGAACAGAUUAAGGCCACCACCAAAGAGUCCAGCAGUGAGGAGCGUCUCACCCCAGCAGCCCUGGCCCAGCAGGCUGCCCAGCUGAAGCAGCAGCUGGUGUCCUCUCACCUGGAGAGCUUGCUGGGUCCAAACGCCCAUAUCGCCCUGACCGACCCCGAUGGUGCACUCACUCAGCGCCUGCUCGUCCAGCUGGAGGUGGCGCGGGGGCCCCGGGCCAAAGCAGGGGCCGGGGAGGGGAAGCCGGCAGGGCGGGGACCGGAGGGGGCAGUGGUGUAUGAACUGCACAGCCGUCCGGAGCAGGACCGCUUCACUGAGACGGCCAAGAUUUUGGAGCUGGAGAAGCGUCUUGCGGAGCUCGAGGUUGCAGUGGGAUCUGGCCCGGAGAGACAGAGUUCUCUGACAGUGGCACUGCAGGGCGCCAGUCUGAUGGACACCAUUGAGCUGCUGCAAGCGCGAGUCAGUGGUCUGGACUCGGCCACACUGGACCAGGUGGAGGCCAGGCUGCAGAGUGUCUUGGGCAAGAUGAAUGAGAUCGCCAAGCAUAAGGCAACAAUUGAAGAUGCAGAGACACAGACCAAGGUGUCUCAGUUGUAUGAUGUCAUUCAGAAGUGGGAUGCCAUCGCAACCUCACUUCCACAAGUGGUCCAGAGGCUUGUUGCAGUUAAGGAACUGCAUGAGCAAGCUAUGCAGUUUGGGCAGCUGCUGACACACCUGGACACCACCCAGCAGAUGAUCAGUAACUCUCUAAAGGACAACGCCACUCUCCUGUCUCAGGUGCAGCAGACCAUGAAGGAGAAUCUGAUCACAGUGGAGGAGAACUUUUCCAGUCUGGAUGCCAGGAUGAAGAAACUUGCUAAAUAAAACGGUGAGGGGGUCCCUCUCACUGCUCGACUUCAGCUGUUUGCAAAACGGAUUUCAACUACACAAGAGACCAAAUCAAUCCCCACUCCCCUCCCCUGAACGAGUCUCAUGCUCAAACCACAUCGUUAUACACUAAUUCUCCCUUCGAAGACUGCAGAAUCUGUUCUGUUCACCCAAAGCCUUUGUGGCGAUGUGCCCUUGAUCCCAAGGUUCAGGAUUGAGAUGAAAGCGAGAGCCUGCUUGCACUGCUAUAUUCCCCUGAGCUCUGUCGGUGGACUUAAUAAAAGCGGGGCUCUGUGCUCGUUUUGUGGAGCCUCUUUGUUUUAUGUGCUCACUAGCAGUGUUAAUGAGGAUGAUGUAUGGGCCAUAUUCACGUCUCAAGUUAAGCACAGCAGAAAUGGUAGGGAAUCGUAGCCUUGAAUCCUACCUGUUAGCGUUAAUGGGUCGCUCUGAUAGAUAGAGUGGUUGGGGACUGUCCAAAGUGCUUGUCCGGGUCCAGUCCAAGAAUGUUUCAAGUAACUGUUUGGGCUGAGCUAAGUUUGUUCUGAGUUUUUAACUUUUGCCAGUCUCAAGAAGACAAUGCCUGAAGUCGCUGUUGACUGGAUAUUGAAUAGUUCUAAAGUAAAAUGUAACAGUCUAAAUUAACACUGCUUGAAAUAAAGGAUUUAUGUUCCUUGGGGGGUGCCUAACUCAGCUGACUGUUCCCCUCAAAUGAAAAAUGUACGUGUUGACAGUUCAGAAUGUGCACAAGGUCUUGUAUUCUUGUGAAGAAAAACAGCUUGUAAAUAUGCUUGUCUACCUUAAACUAAUUUUAUGUUCAUUGGAGUGUUACUGCUAUAAUUAUUAUGACUAAGCCAGAGACUGACCAUGAGAGCCUGGCCUUUUACUGGGCACUGCACUGCCUGUGCUGUACUGUACAUCCGCUGGAACAGAAAUAAAGUGCAUUACCCGA
Lepisosteus oculatus (spotted gar) is the source of this 2403-nucleotide messenger RNA. The record is from RefSeq and is a predicted model, not a curated record. Lineage: Eukaryota; Metazoa; Chordata; Actinopteri; Semionotiformes; Lepisosteidae.